This is a messenger RNA of Stylonychia lemnae, 510 nucleotides long. NCBI's taxonomy places the organism in Eukaryota, Ciliophora, Spirotrichea, Sporadotrichida, Oxytrichidae. The record is from the annotation of a GenBank genome assembly.
AUGAGAAGAACUACUUAGAAUAACUCAGGUAUAAAUUAAAUAGAGAACAUUUAAAGUUUCAAGAAGAUUGAGACUAUCAGAGAAGAGGAAUAAGAUAACUCAUUUUUCGAUUAAACAGGCGAGACGCCAUUGCUAAUGUAAAAAAGUAUCAAGGAAUCAUUUUCAAAGCGACCAUCAAAAUUAGAUGAUGUUAUAGAAAAAAAUAUUUAGCAUGAAAGCAUUUCAGAAAAGAGCGAGGAAAGCGAUAACCCGUUUGAUAAUCCUACUUUAAAUUUAAGGGCACGAGAAAGAGGUGGAACUGAUAAAUUAAUAUCUAACUCAUUUUCAAUAAAUGAUCAUGAUGAUGAGCAAAUAGCUAAAAAUCAAUCGAUGACAGAAAGAAAGAGCUAAAGAAGGUUAAUUACAGAACCCAAAUUUAGCAUCGAUGACAGAAAGAAAGAGCUAAAGAAGGUUAAUUACAGAACCCAAAUUUAGCCUUAAAAUUUCAGAUUUUUCAAAUUUAGAUAAUGA